This is a messenger RNA of Leptonychotes weddellii (Weddell seal), 978 nucleotides long. The record is from RefSeq and is a predicted model, not a curated record. NCBI's taxonomy places the organism in Eukaryota, Metazoa, Chordata, Mammalia, Carnivora, Phocidae.
AUGGUUAACUUCCGGCCGCGACACCUUCAGCUCUUCGGCGAUUGGCCCAUUUCCACGUGGCUACUGAGGGCGGGGACUGGGAGGGCUGGCCCGGAGGUGCCGGGAGGAGGCUUGCGGCCCAGUGCCCCGCCUCACAGGAAGAAAAAGCCUUUUAUAGAGAAGAAGAAAGCUGUGUCUUUUCACCUGGUCCAUCGGAGUCAACGAGAUCCUUUAGCAGCAGAUGAGACUGCACCCCAGAGGGUUCUGUUACCCACACAGAAAAUAAACGAUGAAGAGAGGCGAGCAGAACAGAGGAAGUAUGGAGUGUUCUUUGAUGAUGACUAUGACUAUCUGCAGCACCUGAGGGAACCAUCUGGGCCCUCAGAGCUUAUUCCCAUAAGUAUUUUCAGUGCACCCGACAGAAGAGACGAAAAAGAGGAAACUUUAGUAAUUUCAACCACGGGAAUUAAGUUGCCUUCAUCAGUAUUUGCAUCAGAGUUUGAGGAAGAUGUUGGAUUGUUGAAUAAAGCAGCUCCUGUUUCAGGACCUCGGCUGGAUUUUGAUCCUGACGUUGUCGCAGCUCUUGAUGAUGAUUUUGACUUUGAUAAUCCAGACAAUCUGCUUGAAGAUGAUUUUAUUCUUCAGGCCAAUAAGCCAACAGAAGAAGAGGGAACGGAUAUACGGAAAUCUGAGGCCGAAGAUGACAGUGAGUGGGAAGACAUGGAUGAUGAGAAGGAAGGAGGUAGUGAUGACGAUAACUAUGGCUCUGCGGGCUCAUCAGAUGAGGCCAUGUCUGUCCCUGGAAAACCUCCCGGGACUGUAGAAAAUCACUUAUUCUGGGAAGAGGAGACGAAAAGUCGCUUUACUGAAUAUUCUUUAACAUCCUCAGUUAUGAGGAGAAAUGAACAGCUGACUCUUCAUGAUGAGAGAUUUGAGAAGGUAAGGUCCCCAAAUAAGGGGCCUUUUAAUACUAGUUCCUGGUAAAUUUCAUAUGACCUU